This is a messenger RNA of Vavraia culicis subsp. floridensis, 351 nucleotides long. RefSeq lists its product as uncharacterized. The transcript has a single exon. The coding region runs from base 1 to 351 and encodes 116 amino acids. The record is from RefSeq and is a predicted model, not a curated record. NCBI's taxonomy places the organism in Eukaryota, Fungi, Microsporidia, Pleistophoridae.
AUGCUUUUUCUGUUUAUGGGACUCAUCAUGUCUUUGGCAUCUUCAGUAUACAGAGGUGAAGGAGGUGAUUACCGUGGGAGACAUAUCGAUCUCAGAGAUAUACGUAGCAAACUAAAUGUAUAUGAUUCGGAUGCAAAGAACGAGUACAAUGAAGACCACACGAAGAGAAAUGUUAUCAUGGAUAACGAUACGUUUGAUAUGUUUUUCCGUCCGGAUGAAGGAGAAAAAAAAGAAGAUGAAUAUAUUCCAACGAAGGAUGAAUUAAAGGCAGAAGAAAAUAUGAGAGAGUUUGAGGAUGACAAGGACAAGUAUCUCUCAUUUUUGAGAAAAGAGUUUGGUAUAACGAGGUAA